Messenger RNA from Porites lobata, 2720 nucleotides. The record is from the annotation of a GenBank genome assembly. NCBI's taxonomy places the organism in Eukaryota, Metazoa, Cnidaria, Anthozoa, Scleractinia, Poritidae.
AACACCGGGGACACAAGGGACACAGGGAACACAAGGGACACAGUCGACACAGGGGACACAAGGGGCACAGGGGACACAAGAGACACAAGGGACACAAAGGACACAGGGGACACAAGGACACACAAGGGACACAGGGGACACAAGGGGACACAGGGUACACAAGGGAGACCGGGGACCCAAGGGAACACCGGGGACACAAGGGACACAGGGAACACAAGAGGACACAAGGGACACGGGGGGCACAGGAGACGCAAGGGACACAGGGGACAAAGGGGAAACAGGGAACACAAGGGACACAAGGGGACACAGGGUACACAAGGGACACCGGGGACCCAAGGGAACACCGGGGACACAAGGGACACAGGGAACACAAGGGACACAGUCGACACAGGGGACACAAGGGGCACAGGGGACACAAGAGACACAAGGGACACAAGGGACACAGGGAACACAACAACCUCGUCCCCAGGGCGCUUUUCCCUGGCUGAGGAGGUGGGGCGGGAAAAGGCCCUGGCAUCGGCCGGUCACAUGACCACCAAACACCCAGAAUUUGCGGGUGUACUAAAUUAGCAUACGAUCGCAUACGAUAAACAAAACAUCGAAGAUGGCGGGUAGAUCAAUGCUUCGCCGGGUCGGAUUUCCCUGAGUAACGGUUACUUUCCACCGCUUAAUUUUAAACCUCUUCAAACAAAAUGUUUCAAAUCUAUCCUGAAAGGCCAGGAUGUUAUUGGAGUCUUACCAACUGGAUCUGGCAAGUCGAUGCUAUUUCACGACUGUACCGUUCUCGCCAAGAUAAAGCCGAAACAACUAAAGUUGCUCUUGUAAAAGCAACUAAGCACAAAGCCGACCCAGCAACUAAUGAGAUUCGCGUGGAGAACCGAAACCAUGGUCUUUCCGGAUCACAAAGUGGCAAUAACAAAACAGUCCAAACACUGUUAAGCUUUAUUAUUCAAAAGCUAUUACCGAGGAAGGAAAUACGCGCUCCAGUCAAAAGACUCCGGCAAAAGACCCUUACUAUCUUUAGAAAAACACCAAGCUGGAGUCUACUAAGUCACAAUGCAAUACUCCAUAGUUGAUGCAGCUUCGGUUAAGCUACACUUCAUUCUUAUAAUUUUGGACCUGCAAAUCACUAUCCGUGAUAAUUUAACAUGCAUGCAAGAAAACAAACAAGCUGGGCCCAGCGUGAUACAACAUUGCAGAAAAACAUUACAUCCACGGACUAAAGAAAAUCGCUUAGUUAUUCAGAUCCAAAAGGCACUUUGGAAAAAAUUACAACCCUUAUUCAACCGUAACAAAAAGCUCUACGCUUCAAAAUAGGUCAAAGAAAAAAUGCUCUUGCAUCAGAGGGAAAAUCCUGCCCGCCAGAAACAAACCCCCCGGGGGGGGACUCCCAUAUGAAACAGACGGGGAUGCUCGUCGUCUCGCUUAGGGGUGUAAAUUUUGGAUUUUGGUCUCGCUUAGGGUGUUCCGGGCAAAGCGCCAAUAUUUUAAGCCGCCAAGGUCUCGUUUAGGGUUCCGCGAAGAACUUGAGAUUUAUGACAAUGCUUUUAAAAACUACUUUUAGAUAAAAGCAUUCGACGAUUAUGUCUUUAUAUCAUUAAAACUCAUUGCAUGUCAUAUUUGUGUGUUUUUAAGCGGUCUCUUUUAGGGGCCAAAAUUUGCUUAAGCCACGCCCAGAUUGGUCUCCUUUAGGGGUUAAAUUCAAAAUUUCCGACGAGCAUCCCCGUCUGUUUCAUAUGGGAGUCCCCCCCCCGGGACAAAACCACAGUAAAUCGAUAGUGUGCAAUGACUUCUCAGUGUGAAACAAGCGGCCCAGCAAAAAUGCAGAAACUUCCAGACCAUAAUCUACUUAGCUAAGGAAAAAACUUAUUGAAACAAGCAGCAUUUUGGCAUGAGUUAAAAGUCGUGUAGGCCUUCCAACCCCUUUUUAUUGCGGGUCAUCCACAUCGAAGCUUUCGGGUGACAGCUUUGAUAGACGCUUCGACGGUUGAUGCGAGGACGGCGGUGAAAGUUGAACGCAUCGCUUUACAGAAUAUUCUGAGUUAAGAUCACACAGCGUAUUGUCUACAGAUUAACCUCUCCAAAUAAACUGAUCCAUUUUGUCUACGAAUGUAACGCCACCCCUACAUAACACUGCCGACCUCGUAUCGUCCUCAGAAAUGUUUAUUGACAUUGCCACAGGUUUUAUAAACUUUCAAAUACAGAUCUUUUGAUAGGCAGGGCUUGCUGAAUAUUCGAAGCAUAUAGCGAAUCUCAUGAGAACCACCACAUAGCCUGCAAACUGGGUUUCAUAAAGAAAUCUUCGUUGAAGGGGACAUGCUUUCCGCCUUUUCGAUUUCGCUAUAAUGCAUAAAUUAUUUUCAUCUGGCCAUUUUCUUACAUGAAUUACCUAAAUCAAUCAACCAAUCAAAAUGACGGAUUGGCCGGCCGAUGCCAGGGCCUUUUCCCGCCCCACCUCCUAAGCCAGGGAAAAGCACCCUGGGGACGAGGUUGGGAACACAAGGGACACAGUCGACACAGGGGACACAAGAUGCACAAGGGACACAAGUGACACAGGGAACACAGGGGACACAAGGGACACAGUCGAUAGCAGGGACGCAAGGGGCACAGGGGACACAAGAGUCACAAGGGACACAAAGGACACAGGGGACACAAGGACACACAAGGACACACAAGGGACACAGGGGACACAAGGGGACACAGGGUACACAAGGGAGACC